CAUUGCAAAGAAGGAAAGUGUCAGACUUAUGCCCUCGAUAUCUACGGAGAUGCUGUACAGAACUCAGAGUUUGUUGACCAUGUUUUUCACAAGUCUCCAACGAUAAACCCAGUUUAUUGCCACAGCUCGUGUGUAGAUGACUGUCGGUGUUUGUCGUUCAACUACAAAGAAAAAAACGAAGAAAAAGUUUGCGAGUUGAAUGAAGGCAGCCACUUUAUAAACCAGAGCUCUCUCAAACAUUCUCCGGGUUCAAGUUAUUACAACCUUCGAAGGGAAUUCAGCCAAAAGGUAUUAUGGAUAGGGGUAAUGUUCAAAUGGCACCGAGUGAAGGAUAAUUUUAAGUGUUAAACGAACGCUCUUAUGUGGUCUUAAAUUUGAUUCAUAUCCAGGUUCAGUUUGAAAAGAUUCAUGGUAAAACUGAAAAUAUCAAUCUCUUAGAAAAUAAUUCAAUAAUUGUUUUUCCGCGAAGGGUUAACUUCUUCUUUUCUUUUUUUCUCAAAAAUCUCAGAGAGGGAUUCCUUUAAAUUCCAAUUCCAUGGUAUAAGCUUCAUGAUUUAUCAAAAACUGAAUAUGAGCACUUUCUUGCUGGUUGAAUAAAGCCAUGGUUACUAACAGAUUUGGCCAAGCGAAGUUGUCGUGAGUUAAAGAAGUGUGGUUAUAAAAAAAGUGGAGGAAACAAGAAUAAAACAUUCGUAAAUAACUUAGUAACCGAGAUACAUCACAUGAGAUUUCAAUAGGUGACGAAUGCUACAAACCUGAAAUUAAUCUGAAACUCUAGGACAAUAUUAUGAUGGUUUCCCAGUCAGAUUAGCAUUAAUUUACUUGAACCUUUUUAAAUAUUAAUACAAACAUAUUGAUCUCUGUGAGUGGUACAACCAAAACAAAAAAUUCUUGAGGCCUAAGCUUGACCAUAGAUCUUUCAAAUUCCCUUUCAUGAACCACUUUGUGAUCGCUUGUCUCUUUUUAAAUAUUCACUGAAAUUGGAGAGAAAGGAAAGCCUGUUCUGAACAACGUACACUACCACAUUUUUGUUAGAAUACUAAUUCAGGCUUUAUUAUAAAUAAAUAGGACGUUGAUGUACAUGUGCCUCUUGACACGGCAAUAACGCUGUUUGGCUGAUUAAAAUAGGAUAUUCAAAUAGUUUUGAAUAUCACUCAACAUGACUCCAUAAGUGAUGGAAAUCAGUCAAUCAACAGUUUUUUAAAGCGCUUUUAAAGUAUCAUUACUUACUGCGCUUUUCACAAACAUGCGAACUCUAAAGUUCAAAAGCAGCCUUCACAAUUGCGAUUUUCGCUGCCGUCAAUCAUAAUUACGAUCACAAGCAACGAACCUUGAAACACAGAAACACACAAAACGGAUCGAAAUCCACCAAUCACAAAUCACAAACCGUGACCUUUUGAACCCGUUAAAGUAGAGUUUUGUUUCCUGAGAGGUCCGUUAAGAUGAUUGACGGCAGCGAAAAACGCAAUCGUCAGUUGGCUUUUGAACUUCAGAAUUCGCAUGUUUGUGAAAAGCGCAGUAAACAUUUUAAAUCUCAAUAAAUUUCCUGCCUUAUCUAUUAUGUCACGGCUCGAGAAUUCCACUAUCACUCAUCACAUACUUUUUAUUGUGAGUUCUCAUGAAUAACUUUGGGUCUAGUGAUCUACAUAUUUCUCAUCGCAUCUCUAUUUCUACAUAAAUCAAUUUUUCAGAGACGCAGUGUGACGUCAUGUGGGGACGUCGCAUGCGUAAACGGCUGUUGCAAGAACAAUCCUUGUCAAAAUGGAGGAAAAUGCAUGGAAAUAUGUGAGCCCACGAGCGUUCGGUACAACUGCUCUUGUGCAGAAAGGUUUUUUGGCAGACACUGCGAAUUUGAAAGAAAAAGCUGCCAGACCUAUAAGGCUGCAGGAGAAAGGAGUUCUGGAUUGUACAUAAUCAUUGAUGACAGCAAUCGAUCCUUCGAAGUGUUUUGUGACUUUGACUCUGAGCCCGGGUUUGCAUGGAACUUGAUUCAGUCGUUCAGCUUUUCCAAUAAAGACCGUUUUAAGGUAAGUAGCGUUAGGUUUCCUUAAGAUAUAUUUCACAAUCUCAACUGUGCUUUCGAUUGAAAAUGACCAAUCAAAGCAAAAAGGUCGUCUAGGAUUCUUCUUUGUGGCUGUAGCUUAUACUAAACUUAUGCUCGUUUUUUUUUUUCCACGAUCAAAUAGCGCAAAGCAAGUCUUUCGAGUACGAGGAACUCGAUCCUCUCACAGACGUAUUUGGCGUCCUCCAAGGCUCAAAGGCUUUCCUUAGGCGAUUGCUUGCGUGCAUUUAUGACCGCUGCGAAUAAACGAUUUGACGCAAAUUUCAGAGAGCAAGGUUUUGGUCGUUUAUGGUGGGAGUCAUCCUAAUUACAAAAGCAUCUAUCUUCUUUACAACAUCAUUAGGCUGAUUUAGCAACAGAACGGGAACGUCAGUUGACGAAGGCGAGUGCAAAUUAAACAACUGGCUUGACCAAUGGCAGAGCGGCAAAUUGGGCACCGGAAGUCCUGUUUGGUCCUUCCCUCGCGUUUUCCCGUCGUCAACUGACGCUCCAAAGUUCUCUAUUGCUUUUAUAAAAUAACUUUCCCAAGAAAAAAAGCAAGACUCUCUUGUUUGGAGCACUGGUUAAAAGACAAAUUCUUACCAGUCGCGAAGUCUUGUACACGAAGCAGUCCUUGUUUUGCAAAAAAGAUGCUUUCCAAAAUACGGUUUUUUUCUCGCUUAAAAUGUCAGCUCAAGUGAAAAAAAAUUGACACAGCAUGUUUCUAAAGAUUUUCCAAGUUUCAGCCGACGAGGAAAUGGGUGAAUAAAGUAAACUUGUCGAGGUUUUCAACUCAAAACAUUUUUUCAAAUUCGUGCUUGCAUGAUUAGCGCGCGAAAAGCAAAACAUGAUGUCACAUCCAUGUUUACAUACUCUCAUGCAAACACGCCUCUCGGCCAAUCAGAGCGAGCGUACUAUCUUAGUUAUUUUAUAAUACAAUACUGAAUACUGGUUUAUUCAUGAUGUCUAACAAUAUACAAAAGUGUAUAAAAAUACAAAAACGAGGAAGAUAAGAAAAUAAAAUACAUCAUGAAAAGGAAACACGAGGUCUACCCUAUGACGUUUCCUAAAUAAAAAUAAAAAUACGUUAAAUUAGGAAGGUUUAAUUUGCACUUAGCCUCGUUUUGAAAGCGAGAGUUUUUGAACUCUGAAAUGGCCUAUUCUCUUCACAAUUAGAUACGGUUAAAUUACAGUAAAUUAGACUGACUUGAUGAAUAAAUUUUUGAUGCAGUUUUUUCUUUGCAGGGCGUUAUCUUCUCUGAUUACACUGACGCAGAUGCAACCAACGACGAUCAACCAAACUGGCAUGCGUACUUGAUCCGCCCAGCAUACCUGGAAUUGCUUGGGGCCCAGUCCACUCACUGGCGAGCUACUUGCCGCUAUGAUACCGACGGAGUUAAGUACACAGAUUACAUACGAACAUCUUUAACGGAUUGUAACAUACUUACUCUACAAACUGAACAUGGCACAUGCUUCCAAUUCGAGUUCGUUAAUAUCCAAGGAUAUGAAUGCUUUAACUGUACCUUAUCUCUGUGGAAUAUAAAAGGUACUUAUCCUCUGCAUAGAGACAAUGCCUUGGAAGUUUGCGAUUUCAAUGGAGAAGCUGGUGCAAAACCUUCGGAAGACAACUUUGGUAAUUACGAUGUUGUUAAUCCCUCACAUCGUUGUUCCUCAAAUGCUUCAUCUACCACCCAGUUCUGGCUUGGGGGUCAGUGA
Molecule: messenger RNA, 3757 nt
Organism: Porites evermanni
Lineage: Eukaryota; Metazoa; Cnidaria; Anthozoa; Scleractinia; Poritidae
Source: the annotation of a GenBank genome assembly